ACAAAAGCAAUGUUUAGCAUCCCUUUGAAGGCAGAGGUGCUCCAUGACAAAAGUCCAGCAAUUAGGAACCAACAGUGAGCAACACGGAGGAAACAAUCAUCUUUUGCAUAACAUCAUCAAGGCUUCUCGGCUCUGUUCCACCAUCCAAGGUUGCUAGGCCCCCAUGAUGGUCCUGUGGGGACAGGACGAUCGAGGUGCUGCCAGCUCCUUGUUCGUUCUGGGACUCGUGCUGCUAUGUGUUCUAGAACAAGCGACAAACGCAGUGGCGGCUGAGGUCGUAUUUGGAUUACAGUUGAACGAUGAUGCAGCUGACUCGUAUGGAUCAAGCAUGUCUUACGAUGCCAGGACUCAUCGCCUUUAUAUCACGGGCGGUACUUACUCAGGGUAUUUCAAGACAGGGCUCAGCCAAGUAGACGAAGCGGCAAUCAAGUCAGAUUGUUUCUUUGGUGUCCUCCAACUACCUCAGCAAGUAUUUAUGUCUCCUCAGUGGAUCCGUCGAGUCCAAAUAGGAAUGCCAGAUGUUACAGAAGCUUGUUCAGCCCUCUAUGUGUCCCAAAACAAUGGCGAUGUCUACCUCCUGGGUCACUCGACACACAGCGCUAGUGUCAUGGCUCCAUUGGAGGCUCAAGACUCCAGUGACGCAACAAUCAGUGCCAGUCGGCUUCAUACACAACCCCUUUCCGCUGUGAGCCCACCGCCGAGUGCAGCAGGAAUGAUCAUGCAGCUUGCACGAGGCGCCACCCUCGUUGGAGGAUCUCUGAUGGCAGACGAUGAGGUCCAAUAUCCAAUCGCUGUUCAAGGUGAUCCAGAUGCGAAGCAUCUCUUUGUCGCCUCUAUCAAGUCACUGGAUGGAAGAACAAAUCCAAAGUUUGAACAGCUCAAGGGUCAAACCCAAGCCCUCCACCUGGACAUGUCCACGGCCGGGUAUCUGCCUCCAGAGUAUGGGUCUAACUUUACCAUAGUCGUCCAAUCUUUGAUACGAGAAAACAACCAUGGAAGAGAAAGCGACUUUGAUAGGUUCAAUGUCAAUAUACAGAAAACUUUGAAACCAAACUGGAGCCGGGAGUUUGGAUUACAUUCUCCAAGGUCUCUGCAGGUUGCCGGUCUGCUCUACUCUACGCCCGAUCUUCUGGUAGUAUCAGGAUCUACACAUAGGCCUUCAAGACGCAAGCGAGUGAAUGAUGAUCUCGGAGAGGAUUGGGACGGUUUUCUCUUGUUUUUGCAUCCUUCAACUGGUCAACAACUCAGCUCUCACCGAGUUCGGUCGAUUCCAAACGGGGACGAUCGUAUCUUGGGCAUUUGCAAGAGUGAAAGCAACCCCUUACUCAUUUAUGCUGUGGGUAUAACGGACUCUCAGAUUCACUGGUUCGGAAUGACUGAAGAUUAUGGUUCGCAGCAGACUGGAUACUCGGACACAGAAAGCUUUCAGAAGGGUGCGUACCGUGCCUUUAUUCUCAAGAUGGAUGCUUCCACCAUGGAGAUCAUGUGGGUAUCCUAUGUAGAUGCUAAAUACGACGAUGCAAGUCAGUCAUCGCAACCACCUCAGGUUCAUGGAAUGGCAUGCGCAGUCACCAGCGAUGGAGACGAUGUCUAUAUGGCAGGUACUGUGAAACAAGGGGCGAUCAUGGAUGUACAUGAUACGAAUGGUGCCCACGUAGAGGCUCAGAGUUAUGGGGGAGACGAUAUCUUCAUUGCCCAAUAUGAAACAAGUGAGGGAAAGCUAAACUUCGCCAAACAGCUGGGUACGAUGUAUGACGACAGUCUGGGUCAAGGGGAUAGUUUGGUGACAAAUACCAAUGGAGAUGCAAUAGUUCUCGGCAACACAAACGGUUCUCUCAUGCGGAACAAGGAGUCCCCUGCGACCACGGAUGUCUUUGUCCUAUCUCUGGCUCGGAAGCGGGGCCACCACCUACCAUUCUAUGAAAUGAUGAUGGAUGUUGGAAACACGAAGUCGCGGGAAGGAUUCUCGGUGUCGACCAAUCCUUACUACUUUGAACAUGAAACUGACAAUACUCCAGCAGACAUCAUGCUUUCCCCUCCAGCUGACAAUGCUUCUGAAUCUGACGGGGAGGGAUCAGGAAACGUCCCAACAAUUGAAGACGUUUCUGCUGCUGAGGAAGACGGAGCAGGAACAGGAACAGGAACAUUCACAGUUAUCAGGGAUCGGGAGCCUCAAGUUUCUUCAGCGUCGACAACCACGAUUUCUGAUCACUUCGCGCCACCACCAGAAAAAAGUCUGAUCCCGCUCGUCGUGGAGCAUAAAACCGUGCCACCCGUCACCAUUAGUAUCAAGAAGACGGUGGCUCCUACUGUGCAGAGUACUGGUGUUGCGGUGACGGUGACACGACCACCUGCUUAUCAGGCAAUCCGAGGCAGCGCGAUGACAGCAACUACAAGCUCGGAACCAAGUGCUGCGUCCCGUUUGAACGCAACGCUUGCAACGAGUGUACCAACACCCUUCGGAAGCUCGGAAGCCACUGCUCCCUCGACUCAAGCGCCUGCAUUCCACGCGUUCGCUGCUCCUCCAUCCAUGGCUCCGACUCAAGGGAAUCAAACUGACGAUGGCGUUGCCUGGAAUUCCACCAAUAGCACAGCAGAGACUGUCGCAAAUACAAGCAACAGGACAACAAUGCUUCCACUAAUGAAUGAGACGGUGCCUCCAAAGCCUCUGAAUGCAACAGCAAUGUUCCAAUCAAUGGAAAAGUUGAUUACCAGUGCAUUUCUCGGCAGUACACAAAUGCCGAUUCCAGAGCCACCAACCAAAAUGCCUGUGGCCGAGCACAAUACUACCAAUAAUUCUACCCACCAUUCAAUCCAACCCAUCCCCAAUGCGGAGGAGGAAUCACCAGCCGAAUUCAACCUGACAAUUCCAGCAAAUAGAUCAUCGCUCCCACCAAGGAAAGAUCCCGAGCAACAUUUCCACGAAGCAGAGAGCGGCGCGAUCGAAUUGAUACCUCCGGAACCUCAGGAAGAGCCUACAGAACUUCCCAUAGUGCCCGGAACGGAUGACAUCUCGUGGAACGAACAUCAGGGAUCGCAGUUGCCCGGGGAAACGGAGCCAACACAGUCUCCGGUGCACGUGCAGACAACAGAAUUCCCUGUAGAUGAUGAAACGACACAGACACCCCAAGAAAUCCAGGAAACCCAAGCCCCAACAUUCACAUAUAUGGAAGAGUUCUUCAUGCCUAGCCACCCAAGCCAACACCUCAGGACACAGGCGCCUGGAAUCUCUCCAUCUCUUGCACCAUCAGCCGCACUUUUCUCCGAGUCUGAUCCCACCGAAUCUGCUAAUGGUGAUGUGUCCGAUCGGAAGAUGCUAAUGCCGUAUGUCAUUUCUUUGAUCUUUCUCGCCAACACAGUUGCCAUCGGGUUGGUUCUGGUUUACUGCUAUCGACGAAAACGGUGGAAAGAGCGCGCAAAAAUUGUUCCUGAGUUGGAAGAUGCAUGCUGUCCCGACCUGGCACUCCAAGAGGCCAAAACGUUCGUGCGUGAGAAUAGUGACUCGGAAGACGUGACAAACACUAAUAAAGACGACAACAGUUGCAAUUCGGAGGAAGAAGUUGUCGUUGUGGAGGAAGAAAACGAUCAGCCAAAUACCACAAUAGAGCAUUCAAGAACCCAUGAUUCAAUAGACGGGCAAGUGCUCAUGGAGAUGCGACCACCAAGGCCACCCGCGCUUUCGAGUCUUCAAGAAUUUCCGAGCCGGCCAUUGCAUCCAUCCCCUCUUUAUCCAGUCGUCGACGACGAUAGUGGCUCGACAUCAUCGCUAACUCACCCGCUACGACCUUUCGAUGACGAAUCGAGCCGCAGUUCGCGGUCGCGGCCUUCGCUGGGAAACAUGUUCCCGUGGGAUGCCAUUGGCAAGGGGCACGACUUUUGCCGUGCCAAGUUAUGGGAUGCUGGCGAAUCGCCACCGUUUUUCUCGUUGUCUCGUUCCUUUUCGAGCGUGGUCGAUAUCAGCGAAGACUCCGUGUCAGUCGACAAGUACGCCAAGGAAGAACAAUACGACGAUGAAGAACUGGACAAGUACGCCAAGGAAAGCCCUGCGUGAUUGCGUUGUGCGUUCUUCGGACAAUCUGGUUACAUUUGAUCUGCUUGACGAUGAUGUCAUCUCGGGGCCAAACAACAACGGUCAGGAAUCAACAACUAUCUGGGUAGAGGGCUUGACUUUAGCUAUAGCUAUUGCUAUAAAAUGUAUUAUAAAGGGAAGGGCAACUGACUUAGCUAGUCUCGGCAUGUUCGACUGAGU
This is a messenger RNA of Seminavis robusta, 4249 nucleotides long. The record is from the annotation of a GenBank genome assembly. Lineage: Eukaryota; Bacillariophyta; Bacillariophyceae; Naviculales; Naviculaceae.